AUGAGCACGAUUAUGUUUAACUUAAAUGGAUCAUCUUGGAGAUUUGUCAAGUAUGCGAAUGUUCGAUUCGAUAGGAAGCUACAAGAUGAUAUUAGUUUUCAUGAUAAUAUCAAAGAUCUAAAUGCAUCGGUUUAUUCUCAUAUGGUUGGUUCUGAACAGAAAUUGGAGGAUGGAGUGGAGAGUAAUAUUUUGGAUGUGAUAGAGAACUAUCUUCUCAACAACCAAUCCCCUCUCUGCGGGUCCGUACUCACCAUUAUAAUGAAACGGAAUCCAAUUCGAAACAAUACUGAAAGACUGGUCCAGCUGUUACAAGACAAUCAUAUUAUGUUGAGAAUCGUGGGCAGUGAUCAGAUGUUGGGCGGUUCGGAUUCCAUGAUUAUGUACAACAUGGCAGUGCAGACUAAUGGAUUAUACAUUUUUACUUAUAGCCAGUACACUGAUGUUUUUUACAAUAGUUUCAAGUGGGCUGUAUACAGCCCUACCUCCAGUUUCUUGUUCUAUGCACAGAACAUUGCCGUGACAGGAAAAGGAACUCUAGGUCUUCCAUCAUUUCUUAUCAGCGGACAGGAUUUUGUAAUAUUAGUUAACACUGAAAUGAAUGUUCAAAAUCAUGGCCUAACUGAUGAAAUCAAUACUAUACAACUGUUUGUUGGGAAUCAGUCUUCCGGAUUUAGUUUAGAAAUCGAUUGCAAUAAAUGGACAUUGCGGAAUCAGACAGUGCAAUUUGGCGGAAGUGAUUUAAUGACGAACAUCUCUCAACCUGUAUCACUAAAUUAUGACUAUAAAACAGAUAACAUUCAGAAAUUGGAAUUUCGAUUCUGGUCCACUAUAGCGCCAUCGGAUUGGCUAGCCUACCCAACUGGAUAUUUGUUGAAUUAA
Caenorhabditis remanei is the source of this 879-nucleotide messenger RNA. RefSeq lists its product as uncharacterized. Lineage: Eukaryota; Metazoa; Nematoda; Chromadorea; Rhabditida; Rhabditidae. Bases 1 to 879 code for a protein of 292 amino acids. The transcript has 7 exons. The record is from RefSeq and is a predicted model, not a curated record. Gene Ontology annotation, biological process: innate immune response.